Eurytemora carolleeae is the source of this 882-nucleotide messenger RNA. RefSeq lists its product as uncharacterized. The record is from RefSeq and is a predicted model, not a curated record. Gene Ontology annotation, cellular component: membrane. NCBI's taxonomy places the organism in Eukaryota, Metazoa, Arthropoda, Copepoda, Calanoida, Temoridae. The coding region runs from base 46 to 867 and encodes 273 amino acids. The transcript has 10 exons.
AUUGGCAAGGCUCGACUUAAACGGGAGCAUCUGAAGGUUUUUAGAAUGAGCGGAACUAACAACAACAACAACAAGAUGUCUCAUCUUGAACAGUUUGUAAUGAAUGAAGAACUGGAACCUUUAACUGGUACUGCAAAGUUCAGACACGAGAUGUCGAAGAGCAAGGUUGCCCGCUUCUUCAGAAAAUACUUUCUUGAAGGACAAAAGCUGGAUGAAACUGCUGAAAAGGCCUUAAAGGAACUGCCUGAGGAUGCUCCUUGGUCUCAGAAGCUUCUUGUCAAGCAUCGUAGACUAGUAGGAAUUUUGAUUCCCUUGACCUUUGUCCAGCUACUCUGGUGGAUGCAGGCAAUAAGGUUCGAUUAUUUCUCCCUGUUCCCAGACCGGUAUCUUAUGAGUAUUACAAUGGUGUUUGGAGCUUCAGUUGCAGGAAUGACAAGUGAAGGCGGGGGUGCAGUUGCUUUUCCUGUGAUGACACUUGCGCUAGCCAUUGCCCCUGAAGUAGCGAGAGAUUUUUCACUCAUGAUCCAGUCUAUAGGAAUGACAUCUGCAUCCUUCACUAUUCUUUGGAUGAAAAUCAAAUUAGAAUAUAAUUCUAUAUUGUUCUGCGGAAUUGGAGCCACAGGAGGAAUUAUUCUAGGAAUAGAGGUGAUUGAUGGAUUGCUGAGCGGACCAGUGAAGAAGCUAGGAUUUGUCUGUAUUUGGUUCAGCUUUGCUUUCUCUCUCUUCCUGCUAAACAGGGAGCACAAGAGGAAAACCUUUGAUAAAAUCCAGAAUAUGACUGUUUGGAAACGAAUCUGUUUGAUCCUGGCAGGGGUUAUUGGAGGUAAAAUUCAGGGAGGUUGGGUGUUUUUUUGUGAUUACAAAUAAAUAAACAUAUGUUAG